Silurus meridionalis is the source of this 1986-nucleotide messenger RNA. It is a transcript of the gene cd9a, whose product is annotated as CD9 molecule a. The record is from RefSeq and is a predicted model, not a curated record. Gene Ontology annotation, cellular component: membrane. NCBI's taxonomy places the organism in Eukaryota, Metazoa, Chordata, Actinopteri, Siluriformes, Siluridae.
UUAAAGUAUGACGUCAUUCCAGACCGGAUCCCGAACAGCAGACGAAGCGGAGAGUCGCUCACUGCGGACCGGACCGGACCGAACCCACUGUGCACAUUUAUAGCGCUUUACGGCCACAUUAUUCCCCCCAGCCAGCACGCGCACACAGAGUCAGCAGAGCAGACGGGUCACGCGCUGUGCGGAGAGAACGGGAGCGCGCGAUCUCUUGCAAAAACAAAACAUCCUGGUUAAAGGAUCUAUUAUUUAAUUAAGAAAGAGAUCAAUAUAAAUCGAGAUUAAUAGAGAGAGAAAGAGAGGGAUGGCGUCUUUGAGCGGAGGAGAGAUGUGCGUCAAAUACCUAAUGUUCGCCUUUAAUUUCGUGUUCUGGCUGGCAGGUACAGGUGUGUUAGCUGUAGGUCUCUGGCUCAGGUUUGAUUCCAGGACUAGGAACCUGGUUGAAGGUGACGACUCUCCAAGUGGCUUCUACACAGUGGUGUGUGUCCUCAUAGCCAUUGGAGGAUUGAUGAUGUUAGUCGGUUUCGGUUGCUGCGGCGCCAUUCAGGAGUCACUGUGCAUGUUGGGAUUGUUUUUCUUCUUCCUGCUGCUUAUCUUUGUUGUGGAAGUUGCCAUCGGAAUUUGGGGAUUUUCCAUCCAGAGUAAGGUUGUUGAUGAUGUGACUCAGUUCUACAAGGAAACCUACAACAAAUACAAAGAGGACAAACAGGAAGCUCUGAGAGAGACACUGCAUCUGAUCCAGUACGGGCUGAACUGCUGUGGUCCCUUCAGCUCUGAGGACAUAGACACGCUCGAGGAGACGUGUCCUAAACGUGAGGGACUGGAUGUCCUCAUCACCAAGAGUUGUCCUGAUGCUAUUGAGAAGUUCUUCACCUCUAAACUCCACAUUAUCGGAGGCGUCGGGAUCGGAAUCGGAAUCAUCAUGAUCUUGGGCAUGGUCUUCAGCAUGAUGCUGCUGUUUGCCAUCAGGAAGAGUCAGGAGAUCGUCUGAGGGCGUUGGUGUGAAACAUUGGCAUAUUCAUGUUGCAUGAUUUCUAUCCUGAAGCCCAUGCUCUCACCUGCACGUCUCGUUCCUCUGCUUGGUGGGAAAUUUCACAGUUUAGCUGUAGGACUGGUUCUUCUUCUUCUUCUUCUUCUUCUUCUUCUUCUUCUUACGGCUGCUCCCAUCAGGGGUCGCCACAGCGGAUCAUCCGUCUCCAUAAAGCUGUAGGAUUGGUUCAUUUCAUGAAUAAUGGAAGAACUGUAGAUUUAGUGGAUUUUGUGGAGCGUUUUGGAAAAGAUGUAACUGUAUAUUUUUUAUUGUUGCUGUAAUUGUGAUGUUGUUGUUGUUUGCACUCAGUUCAAUCUUCUGAUGUUGUGUUUUUAUAUAAACACAUUUAUGGCAUUUUAUUAUUAUAUACAUGUCUGAGUUUUUUCUUUACAUCUUAUCAUUCUGUGUUAUGUAUGUUAAAUGAUUUCAUUGCUCUGUAUGAAGGGGCGUCACGAUGCUCUGAAGAUACAGUACAUUUUCAGAAAUAUUCAACAAAAAACAAAGGAUAACAUUAUAAUUCUGAUUUAAUAAGAAAUAAUUAUUUUAAUAAUUUAAUUAUACCAUGUGUUUCCUCAGACACACGGACAUCAUUACAGGGAUCUUUCACAUGCACGAAUACACAAAUUCUGGAGUUUAAGGUAUAAUAUAGAGUAUGUAGGAACUCCAGUUCCAGGUUCUGUGGGGUUUUAUUAUGUUGCACACACCAGAAUUCUCUCUAUUAUUCAGGAGUGAUGUGAAGAUCAGAUCAUUUUAGUCACUUGGUUCUUUCAAUCUCAUUUAUCAAAAUGAAUUAAUAUUUUUUUGUCAUUUAUUUCAUUUUCUUUUGAUCAGAAAUAAAAUGUUACAUUUUCAGAAAGCAGAUUCAACACAAAUACAUAUACCAACUUUUACUGUAGUUUCAAUAAUGAAAAUGUGACAGUGCAUCUAAUUAUAAUAAACAGAACGAGGAGCUUCACCUCUCA